CGAGUCCACACCCACAGCCUGAUGGGUUAUGCCCAGCCUAGUGUCAUAAGUAGUCAUGCAUGUUGCCAUUCUAAGCUCGGUGAUCGAACUCCAGAAAAGUCACUGUAUACCAAGAAAUUUAAUGGCGUAGCAUUUUCUCGUCAAUAGCUUUUUGUACCUCGCCUCCCUUCUUUCUCCUCUACAUUUCUUUAUGCCUUCGACAACCGAUGGAUGGUCAAGAUCCCUAGAUGGCUCUCACCACGUAUUCACCGCCCAUGAAUUUGAAAUACCCGAUAAUGAUGACCGUCAAUACCGCCUUAUACGUUUACCUAAUCAACUGGAGGCAUUAUUAAUUCACGAUGCCAAUACUGACAAAGCGAGUGCAGCCCUCGAUGUUCACGUUGGUAAUCUCAGCGAUCCUGAUCAUCUAGAGGGCUUGGCUCAUUUCUGUGAGCACUUGCUGUUUAUGGGUACCAGUAAAUAUCCCAAAGAGAACGACUACUUUCAGUACUGCUCAGAGCACACCGGCCACUCCAACGCCUACACGGAUUCAGAGCACACCAAUUUCUAUUUCGAAGUCGGUGCCGAUUACCUACAAGGAGCGCUUGAUCGAUUUGCUCAAUUCUUCAUCAGCCCGCUGUUUAGUGAGAGUUGUACUGAGCGUGAAUUAAAAGCAGUUGAUUCAGAGCACAAGAAAAAUUUGCAAACCGAUGGGUGGCGCUUACAUGAAUUAGAAAAGAGUUUAACAAACCCCAAUCAUCCAUAUAGCAAAUUUGGUACGGGUAAUCUACAUACUCUGAAAUACAAUCCAGAAAAGCUCGGCGUGAAUAUCCGUGACGAAUUACUGCGCUUCCAUGACACCUAUUAUUCAUCAAAUAUUAUGAAAUUGUGCGUGUUAGGAAAAGAGUCUCUGGAUGAACUUGCCGAGUGGGUCCUGGAUAAAUUUCAACAUGUACCGAAUAAGAACAUACAACCGCCAAUAUUCGAAGGUCAUCCCUUGACAGAAAAGGAACUUAUGAAACAAGUGUAUGUCAUGCCUGUCAAGGACUAUCGGUGCCUGGACUUGACAUUUCCUUUCCCAUAUCAGCAGCCAUACUUUCGGAUUCAACCUGGACACUACCUCUCUCAUCUGAUCGGGCAUGAAGGCGCAGGGUCCAUUUUAUGCUACCUAAAGCAAAAGGGUUGGGCAAAUUAUCUUAGUUCUGGUCCAGUAGAAGGUGGCAUUAAUUUCGACUUUUUCAAAGUGAGCAUCGAUUUGACUGAGGAUGGUUUGGCUCAUUAUGAAGAUGUGGUAGCCACCGUAUUUCAGUAUAUUCAUAUGCUGAAGAGAACUGGUGUACAAGAAAACAUCUUUCGUGAAGUGCAGUCACUCGCCCGACUUUCUUUCAAGUUCAGGGAAAACUUCUCCCCGUCACAAUAUACAUCUCUGCUGGUUGAACAAAUGCAUCAAAAUUAUCCAAGAGAAUGGGUUAUUAGUGCAUCAAGCCUGAUACGAGAGUAUGACGCCGGUUUAAUUCAAGAUCAUUUGGCUUGGCUAGAUGAAAAUGCCUUUCGCUUAACGUUGACGACAAGAAACCCUCCCAAAGGCAUUGAACUUACAAAAAGAGAACAGUGGUACGAAACAGAGUAUGAAGAAAUGCCUAUGCAGCAGUCAAUCAUUGAUGCAAUUCGUAUGGUAUCGCCCAUCGAAGAACUUCAUUACCCAGGCAUUAAUGAAUUCAUUCCAACCAUUUUUGAAACAAACAGACGCCAAAUUGAUACGAAGCAAAAGAAACCAGAACUGAUUAAGGACACCCCAACGAUAAGACUGUGGCAUAAGAAAGACGACACAUUUUGGGUACCUCGCACAAAUAUGUGGAUAUUAUUAAGGAAUCCAUCAGCAGACGUUUCACCAGCCAACAGUGUCAAAACAAAACUGUAUACUGAGCUCCUGGUCGAUUCAUUAAAUGUGUAUUCCUAUGAUGCCGAAGUGGCUGGUCUACUCUACUACGUUGAUGAACAUUCUGGAGGCAUACUGCUUGAUAUCGGAGGCUACAAUCAAAAGUUGCCUUUGCUUCUAAGAAAAGUUCUAAUGCAAAUGAGGAACUUUACGGUAGAGCCAAGUCGGUUCAAGCUUAUUAAGGAGCAGCUUAUCCGAUCCUACAAGAAUUUUGCACUGGAGCCGCCUUAUCAGCUCGCUUUAUUUUACCUAUCCCAUAUCACCCAUGAACGAUUAUGGACGGCAGAAGAGAAAUUGCUUGAACUGGAAUCUAUUACGUCUCAAGAUAUUCAGGAUUAUUAUCCAACUCUAUUGUCUGAUCUCUUUAUAGAAGUACUAGUUCAUGGAAAUGCUUUUGCAAACGAAGCAAUUGGAAUGACUGACAUGAUUGAGAGCAUACUCAAACCUCGCGCUCUUUCACCCAGCCAAUUGUCACAGCCGCGGACACUAAACCUGCCAGAAGGCAGUCGAUACGUUUUUACUAGUAAAUUAAUGGAUGAGAGCAAUGUUAAUUCUGCAAUCGAAUACUUUAUACAAAUUUGCGAAGCAACCGACAUUCCAUCUAGAGCUCGACUCAGCUUGGUAGCUCAGAUUAUGCAAGAACCUUGCUUUGAUCAGCUUCGAACCAAGGAACAGCUAGGUUACCUGGUUUUCAGCGGAAUACGCAAACAAAUUGCAAAUAUGGGCCUGCGUUUUAUUAUUCAAAGCGAGAAAGACACAAUUUACUUGGAAAAUCGCAUUGAGGAAUUCCUUGACUCGUUGAAAACCAUUAUUGAAAACCUCUCUGAAAAAGAAUACCAGGCACAAGUGAACUCUCUCAUUGCUGACAAACUGGAAAAGGAUAAGAAUUUGGGACAAGAAGGUAUCCGAUACUGGUCUGAGAUUCAGUAUGGCACAUAUGACUUUGGACAAGUUGACGAAGAUGUAGUGGAACUACGAACGAUCAGCAAAGCAUCCUUACUGGAAUUUUUUAACACUUAUGUCCAUUAUUCAUCGCCCAUAGUUCGCAAAAUCUCGACCCACAUCCAGUCGCAGAAGCAACCUGUUAAUAUCAAACCCAAGAUCAAUAUCGAGUCGCUUUAUGUAUGUCUCAAUUCGCAAGGCGUCACCAAAUACAAUCUAAGUGACCUUGAGACUACGGUUCAAAGUUGUGAAAGCGGAGCACCUACCGAGGAUGUGCUCCGAAAGUUGCUGAAAGAUGAAACCAAAGCAAAUGAGAACGAAAUUGAAAUGCUCAUAUCCAAAUUGGUGAGCAUCCUGAAAAUAGACUCUACCGGCAGCAGUGGAACACUCGUUAGUGUGACUCCACCUACAGGCAACGGACAAAUUAAUCCUUCGGUAGCUACUACAAACCGAGACCACACACAGUUGCCAGCCGGCAACACUGAAAUAGACGAUUUUACUUUACGGUCGUUAAAGGCCCGAAUGAAUUAACGGCUAUAUGCCUAACCGAAUUAGCCCCCCGCCGAGAGUAUUUGAACGGGGGGAGGCACUGCUGUUUCAAUUCAACUUGUAAUCCAAUUCCCCCCAAUGUCCACAAAACUUGGUAAUGUCCUGCACUAGAAGCACCCAAUGACUUUGUUAGACAUUGCUUAUAUUUAUA
This is a messenger RNA of Umbelopsis ramanniana AG, 3560 nucleotides long. RefSeq lists its product as uncharacterized. Gene Ontology annotation, biological process: peptide catabolic process. Gene Ontology annotation, molecular function: metal ion binding; metalloendopeptidase activity. Gene Ontology annotation, cellular component: cytosol; mitochondrion. The record is from RefSeq and is a predicted model, not a curated record. The transcript is spliced from 11 exons. Bases 191 to 3391 code for a protein of 1066 amino acids. NCBI's taxonomy places the organism in Eukaryota, Fungi, Mucoromycota, Umbelopsidomycetes, Umbelopsidales, Umbelopsidaceae.